Messenger RNA from Achroia grisella, 793 nucleotides. RefSeq names its product transmembrane protein 70 homolog, mitochondrial. NCBI's taxonomy places the organism in Eukaryota, Metazoa, Arthropoda, Insecta, Lepidoptera, Pyralidae. The transcript has 2 exons. Gene Ontology annotation, cellular component: mitochondrial membrane. Gene Ontology annotation, biological process: mitochondrial proton-transporting ATP synthase complex assembly. The coding region runs from base 137 to 784 and encodes 215 amino acids. The record is from RefSeq and is a predicted model, not a curated record.
UUGUCAGCCUGACAUAUUUUAUUUAUAUAAUAUGAAAAUUUAAAUAUUGUAUUGCAUUUUCGGUAUUUCAGUAUUUUAAAUAUAUUCUAUGUAAUUCCAUCCUAGUCUAUUUCUUUCCAUUCUUGGACAAUUCAAAAUGUUGCGUUUUUGCUUAAAAAAUACUUUGACAUACAAUAUACCAGUGCUGCAGGAUAACCUCAGUAACAAAAUAAUUGGUAAAAUAAAACAUAUAAGUAUUUUGAACAGCAAUUUUUCGAGAUCUUUUUCAAGUAAAGUUGAGAAAGAAGAUAAGGUAGAACGUAUAUAUUAUGGCCCUUUAACGCCACAAAUUAAAGCUGUAAAAAUAUUUUCAUUGACCUCCAGUAUUGCCGGUUUAAUAGCUCAACCUAUAAUAAUUAGAGAAGCUUCCACUAUAGGCAGUACAUCCCUCCUCAUAGCAUUGUGUUCAGUGGUUGGAUUCUUUACAUUUAUAACACCAAUACUUUUGCAUAUUAUAACCAAAAAGUAUGUGACGGAAAUUGAAUAUGAUGAUACAACUUCAACAUAUAAAGCUGUUACUGUAAACUUCUUUCUCGUGGAAAAAGAGCUUGACUUCAAACCAGAAGAUGUUGAAGUUCCCGAUGUACCUGGAAUGUUCACAACAAUGAAUGCUAAAGGCAAGCCCCUCUUCAUAGAGGCCAGGCAUUUUAACAACCCUCUGCAUUAUGCUAAAAUAAUGGGUUAUGAUAAACCCAUGGAUUUCAAACUGGGCAAUGUAGAUGAAUCUGAUAGUAAAGAUAAAUAAAUUAAGAGA